This is a messenger RNA of Chanos chanos (milkfish), 1898 nucleotides long. RefSeq names its product zDHHC palmitoyltransferase 6 (gene zdhhc6). Lineage: Eukaryota; Metazoa; Chordata; Actinopteri; Gonorynchiformes; Chanidae. Bases 50 to 1291 code for a protein of 413 amino acids. The record is from RefSeq and is a predicted model, not a curated record. The transcript is spliced from 10 exons. Gene Ontology annotation, molecular function: palmitoyltransferase activity.
UUUUACAUUUGUUUUUCUAAUCAACUGACGGAAUAACAAGACCAAAACAAUGAAUAUUUUCUCAGCGAUUAUUGCGUUUGAGAACAUACACGAGGUGAGGAGGUUAUGUCACUGGGGUCCUAUCAUUGCACUGACAGUCAUCGCUGUGUGUUCCUCUAUGGCCAUACUGGACUCUAUUAUAUGGUACUGGCCACUGGACACCACAGGAGGCAGCGUCAACUUUAUCAUGCUCAUCAACUGGACUGUUCUAAUCCUUUACAACUACUUCAACGCCAUGUUUGUAGGCCCUGGAUACAUUCCUCUUGGAUGGAAACCGGAAAAUCAGCAAGACACAAUGUACUUGCAGUUUUGUAGAGUGUGCCAAGGAUAUAAAGCACCAAGAUCUCAUCACUGUCGCAAAUGUAACAGGUGUGUGAUGAAGAUGGAUCACCACUGCCCCUGGAUCAACAACUGUUGUGGUCAUUUUAACCACGCCUACUUCACCAGCUUCCUCCUCCUCGCUCCGCUGGGCUGCAUUCAUGCCGCGUUCAUUUUCGUCAUGACCAUGUACACGCAGCUCUAUGACAGGAUCUCUUUCGGCUGGAGCUCAGUGAGGAUCGACAUGAGCGCCGCAAGACGUGUCCACAAUCCCAUCAUGCCGUUCAGCCUGGCCGCGUUUGCCGCCACUCUCUUUGCCUUGGGACUGGCGCUGGGCACGACCAUCGCCGUGGGCAUGCUGUUUUUUAUCCAGAUGAAAGUCAUCGUUCGAAACAAGACGUCCAUAGAGGCCUGGAUCGAGGAGAAGGCCAAAGACAGAAUUCAGUACUACCAAACCGGUGAAGAGUUUAUCUUCCCUUAUGACUUGGGCAGCUGCUGGGAAAACGUCAAACAGGUCUUCACCUGGUCUGGUUCUCCUGAAGGGGACGGUAUCGAGUGGCCCGUGAACGAGAAAUGCCACCAGCAUACGCUAACGAUUGAGCAACUGAAGCAGAAGGCAGACAAGCGUGAGAGAAGUGUCCAGUACAGAGUGGUGGAGGAUUAUAAUGGGGCGUGCUGUCCUCUUAGGAAGGGGCUAAACACCUUCAUCAGGUCACCGUGUACAGAGGAACCCAGAAUCAAACUCUUUAAGGGAGAGACUAUUUUGGCCACUAGAGGGACUAAGUGGUGGAUGUAUGGGGAUAAGGUUUUAGAUGAGGAGCAAACAAAAGCUGGAGUUCGUGUGAGAGGAUGGUUUCCACGGCGAUGCGUGGAGAAGUGCCACUACGACUCAGCGAAUAACUCUACAGUUAGCGAAGAAAAGAAAGAUAAAUAAUAUAUUCAGAUUAUUUUAAAGUCGGAAAGAAAAAAGAAAAAAAAACUCGAUUGUGCAGUCAGGUUUACGUUCUUUAGACAGCGACUUUUCCUCCUUGCUUCUCUGUUUCAGUUUCAACGGGGAAAGGAAUUCAUUUUGUGCGAGGUAUCACGUUUCAAUUUUCAGGUGUCGUGAUUUUCAGUGUAUUUGCGACCUCCCGGGCGGUCGUUUGCGGUUCGGUCCGAUUUCCGUCGUACUCGAGUAAGUGAACAUUUCUAACACGUUAAUGUCAUACCCUGUAGUUGCUGCUCUUCUGUAUAGUCGACUGAUAUACCUCUACACAAUGAAUUCCCUCCAGACGUGUGGAGAGUAAGCAUGGUCAGAACUCAGUACUCCUCCUAUUGGAACGGAGCCCAAAGCUUGCGCUGACGGCUCCGUUUCAAGGGUGGGAGAGAGGGGGGGUUAAAUACAAUUGUUUACUUGAAUCCUUUAUGCUUUUCUCUUCUUAAUUUUUUUUUUUUUUUAAUGUCCUCACUGAUUAUGCAAUGCCUUCGCCAGCUGUAACAAAGUCUUAUUAGGUCAUGCAAAUUCACUGUAUUCUCUGUACAGUAGAAAUGACACUUAUUUU